AUGAUCGCGUGGCUCAUUGCGGCUCCCAUCAACCUGGUCGGUCGGCUCGUCUUAGUCAUCGUCUUCAGGCUCAAGCAGUCCGAAGGUGGCCCCGACGUCACCACCAUCGUCGUCUUAUGUAUUGGUUUUGUUGCCUCUUUCUGUUUCUUCCUCGUCGUCUACUCCUAUAUCAAGGAAAUGAAGGAUCAGGAGUUUGCAGAACCAGCGGAAUUUCAUGAAAUCAACGAUCAGGAGCAUUCUGGAGAAGACCAACUGGUUGCUGUCGGCAUAGUUGCUGUCGGCGUGGUCGCCAAAGUCACUUAACAUUGGAAGACUUCACCUUUUUCUCCGACG
Molecule: messenger RNA, 333 nt
Organism: Darwinula stevensoni
Lineage: Eukaryota; Metazoa; Arthropoda; Ostracoda; Podocopida; Darwinulidae
Source: the annotation of a GenBank genome assembly